UAAAGAAACGAUUCAUUCUUAAUAAUUUAAAAAAAUAAAUAUGAGAUGAUGCAGCAAUUGCGCCAGGGGGCAGUCGUCUACAGCUCGAAAUAAAUUCACAGGCGCCGAAGAAAAAGUGUGCGUGUGCGUUCACGCUUUUGUGUGCGUGUGUGUGUGCAUUUGGGUGUGGGUGUGGGCGAGCGAGCGCAUGUGUGUGUGUGUGUGUGUGUGGAUGCUGAUGCUGGGAAGACGAAUGGCUCCGAGGAAAAGGAGGAUGCCCUGAAAAUGGAGGAGCGCGAGUGGAUGUGACUGUCCGCAUCUUGGCUCCGAUAAUCAGAUAAAUGGCUCUUUCAAACUGGGAGCUGCACGCGUGCUGUCCAGCUGGCAGAUGCAGUGCCUAGUGCCAGGGGACAACGGCAACAUGAACGGGACCAGUGAGCAGGUGGACAUCCUGCCGCCCAACUGCAUGGUCAAAGACCGCUGGAAAGUGCUCAAGAAGAUCGGUGGUGGGGGGUUUGGAGAGAUCUACGAGGCCUUGGACCUGCUGACGCGGGAGAACGUGGCGCUGAAGGUGGAGUCGGCUCAACAACCCAAACAGGUUCUGAAGAUGGAGGUCGCGGUCCUCAAGAAGCUGCAGGGUAAAAACCAUGUGUGCAAAUUCAUCGGCUGUGGGAGAAAUGACAAGUUCAACUACGUAGUGAUGCAGCUGCAGGGCCGUAACUUGGCUGACCUGAGGAGAAGCCAACCACGGGGAACGUUCACGAUGAGUACGACUCUACGGCUGGGGAAACAGAUCCUGGAGUCCAUCGAGGCCAUUCACUCUGUGGGCUUUCUUCACCGCGACAUCAAACCGUCCAACUUUGCGAUGGGCCGGCUUCCUUCCACCUACAGGAAGUGUUUCAUGCUGGAUUUUGGUCUGGCGCGACAGUACACCAACACGACCGGAGACGUUCGACCACCCAGAACGGUGGCAGGCUUCAGAGGAACGGUCCGUUAUGCAUCUGUCAAUGCUCACAAGAACAAGGAAAUGGGUCGCCAUGACGAUCUGUGGUCAUUAUUUUACAUGUUGGUGGAGUUUGCUGUUGGCCAGUUGCCAUGGCGAAAAAUCAAGGAUAAGGAACAAGUGGGUCAGAUCAAAGAGCGCUACGAUCACCGCAUGUUGCUCAAACACAUGCCCUCGGAGUUCAACAUCUUCCUGGAACACGUCCUGGCCCUGGACUACUACACCAAACCUGACUACCAGCUGCUGAUGUCGGUGUUUGAAAAUAGCAUGAAGGAACGCAUCAUCACAGAGAACGAGCCCUUUGAUUGGGAGAAGGGAGGAAGUGAUGUCACGUUGUCUACCAGCACCUCAACUCAACCACAGCAAAAUACGCGACCCACUGCCGCAGUCUUGGGGGCUGUGGUCAGCUCGGUCCCAGGUGGAGACGUGCUGAGAGAGAACACGGAUGAUGUUCUCCAGGACGAGCACCUGAGUGACCAGGAGAACGCCCCCCCCGCUGGCCCCCAGCCCGGCCGGCCCAGCGGGGAGCCGGCCCCCCAGACCCCCGGGGAGGGAGGGGAGGGCUGGGAGGACACCGACUUCAACCGCAACAAGCUGCGGAUCAGCCUCACCAAGGGUGCUGGUGAGGAGGAGGCGAGUCGGGGGGCGUGCCCAGUGUCCCCUGGGAGAGGCGGGGCUGUGGAGUCACCUGGGGCGCAGGUGCGUUCCCUGCGCUACCGUCGCAUCAACAGCCCCGAGUCGGACCGCGUCUCGGCCGCCGACGGACGCGCGGACGUCAACGGCCAGAGGUCUAGGAUGGACAUCCUGGGCUCUCCGUCGCGCCACGUCUACUCCUCCCAGCCGGCCCAGAUGUUGUCCAUCGACGGUUGCCGUGGCGACCGGCAGGCGAGCGGGCGCCAGGACGGCUCGGUGGCGUCCGGGGACCAGGAGGCCCACAGCAACGCCUUCAUCCGCUCAGUGCCGCUGGCCGAGGAGGAGGACUUCGACAGCAAGGAGUGGGUGAUCAUCGACAAGGAGACGGAGCUCCGCGACUUCCAGCCCACCACCUCGGGCACCACGGACGAAGAGCCGGAGGAGCUCCGACCGCUGGAGGAGCAGGAGGAGAAGAGGCGCCUGAGGACUGCAGCUGGGGAGCUGGUGGUCCGUCCAAAGACCCACGGGAGGGACAGCAGUCGUGGGAUGCUGACGCUCACCGAGGAAGAGGCUUCCAGGAGGAGUGGGGGCAGCCCGGCCCAGUCGCCGUGCCACUCGCUCCCUUCAGGACGCCCCCGCAGGAGAGAGUCGGACCCCAUCGGACCCCACAGACCGGUGAUGUCCCCGACAGAACCAGCCUCGCCGGACUAUCGCACCAAGAGACAGAGUGGAGAGAGGGAACACUUCCACAUCCUGCCUCAGCUCCAGGCCCAGAGAAGUGAUUUGCUCACGGUCAUCCUGACCGGCACCCUUCCCCAGCGCCGAGGCAUCUCCGUCCCUCCUACGGACCGCUGGGAACCCCCGGGGCCUGGGGAGGACGACGUCACCAAGAGUGAGUCCCACAGCGAGGCCAGUCAGAAGAGCACCGAGCGCAGCCAGGAGGCGGCGCCGUCCACCCUCAUGGCCGAAGACCAAAGAGUCAGGGAGCCCAUGUCGGCUGGGGACGUAGACCCGGACCUGGAGGAUGGCUCCAAGACCCUGGUCCUCUUUUCGCCGGGAGACACACGCAAGUCUCCCUCUGGGGGAGACCAGCUCCUGGAAGCUGGUUUAGCCACUCCCUGUGCCCUCACUCCCUGUACGGACAGGCCCCUGGACAAACUGGGACUCCCUGCACCAGCAGAGUUCGCUGAGACUGGCAGGUUAUCGCCGGCUCUCCGGUUUGAACUGCGACCGUCCGCCCAGAUCACUCCAGCAUCCCCACCCUUUACCAAAGUUGAACGCACUUUCAUUCAUAUCGCCGAGACCUCACACCUAAACGUCAUGUCUUCUAGCACACAGUCCGUCAGAGAGGGCGACCAGGAUGUAUUAUCUCAACCUAAGGAAGCCGCAAUCGAGCUGCAGAUUCUCAUAAAGAGAGAAAAACCCCAGCAGGGGCUGCGUACUCAUGCACCGCCGGAGGAGCCCUCUCUGACAGAUCCCAAAUGCCGUGACAUGACUGCCCCGAACCAAUCAUCGGAGCCUGUGCCAGAAGCAAUCUUGGAAGAGUCGGAUGUCAAACAGUCAGUAGCCAGUAAGGAAGAACCUGCAAUAGAACCACAAGAGUCCAUCAGGCCCAAAGCUCGCAGUCGCAUCCCUGUGCUUGCUUCUGGAGAAGACUCUGGCUCGGACAGGUCUUCCUCCACCUCUGCCCGGGCCCAUCUUCAGAAGCGAGCUAGACAGGGGGAUCUGGCCCGCUUGCUAGUGCAGAAGCAGCAGGGCCGUUGGAUCAGGAAGAGGUUGAUCUCUGGAACGUCCUCCUCCCUCUCCUCAAUGGACGAGGAAAGACAGAAGGCUUCAGAAACUCUCUCCGCCACCGGCUCAGAAGAGGACACCCAUACCUCAGAAGAGUCCAGAAGGGGCCCCUGUCUCCUGCCGACUGAGGAGCACGGCUCCAUGGAGGGGCGGAGCAGGAUCCCAAGGCCCCAAACCCCCCGGCCCCAAACCUCCAGGACCCUCACCCCCCGGCCCCAAACCCCCCGGCCCCAAGCCACCAGGACCCUAAGCACCAGGACCCUAACCCCCAGGCUUCUAACCCCUGUUAAGGGGCCCUCAGAUGAGCUUCCUGCUACACGACCCUCCCAGCGAUUGCCGCCAGGAACCAGCUCUAGCAAAGGAGCAGCAGCUCCACCUAAUAGGCUCCAAAAGUUUGGCAUGAGAAACAAACCACUUCCUGUCAGGUCUGGCUCCGCCUCCUGUCCCCGCCCCCCUGCUGGCCCCGUCGCGGCACCGCCACUACGCACCAUCUUUGGAACCCGCCGCAGUCUCAGCUCCACCCACUGCAGGAAUGACAGUCCCUCCCCUCACAGGCUGCUCCCCACCAGAACACCCCUCUCCGUCAGGACUCCACCCCAGACGCAGCCCCGAACUUCGGCUCCCCUGGAGCGGGGACGCAGCCGCCCCAAAGCAGCCUCGGGGGGUGCUAGAUAA
Messenger RNA from Gadus chalcogrammus (walleye pollock), 4081 nucleotides. It is a transcript of the gene ttbk1a, whose product is annotated as tau tubulin kinase 1a. The transcript is spliced from 17 exons. The record is from RefSeq and is a predicted model, not a curated record. Gene Ontology annotation, molecular function: ATP binding; protein serine/threonine kinase activity. The coding region runs from base 368 to 4081 and encodes 1237 amino acids. NCBI's taxonomy places the organism in Eukaryota, Metazoa, Chordata, Actinopteri, Gadiformes, Gadidae. Gene Ontology annotation, cellular component: cytoplasm; nucleus. Gene Ontology annotation, biological process: peptidyl-tyrosine phosphorylation; peptidyl-serine phosphorylation; signal transduction.